UUUCUUCAGGACCAACAGUCUGGAACUCAGAAUCAAGUUCCUAAUACAACAUUAGCUCCACCAAAAGAAAGUAAAGAUUCUUCUGCUCCAAAAGGAACUUUAAAGAAGAGUUUCAAUAGGUUUUCUACAUUUGUUAAAUCUGGUGGUGAAGAUUAUAUUUUAGGAGGAACAAAUAUAAGUGUGCCUACAGAGCAGUGUAUAACAAUUCUAGAGCAAAAUGGUGAAAUUAUGUGGUUGGAUAGUCCAUCUCCUUACACAUGUUCAGUAGCACAUCCAAAUAAAAAGAGUAAAUUAAAAGGUUUAAAAAGUUUCAUAGCAUAUCAACUUAUUCCAUCUUUUAAUAAUAUAGCAGUUAGUCGAAGAUACAAACAUUUUGAUUGGUUGCAUGAGAGACUAGAAGAAAAAUUUUCCUUAAUUCCUAUACCACCUCUUCCUGAUAAACAAAUAUCAGGGCGAUACCAGCAAGAUUUUAUUGAUCAUCGAAUGAAUCAGCUUCAGAUGUGGGUAAACAGAAUAUGUCGACAUCCUGUUCUGUCGCAAAGUGAAGUUUGGAUGCACUUUUUAACUUGUACUGAUGAAAAGAGAUGGAAAACGGGUAAACGAAAUGCUGAAAAAGACAAAUUAAUAGGUGGUUCUUUUUUCCAUGCUAUUUCAACACCAUCUUCACCUUUGGAUAAUUCAGUUGUGGAAAAGCAAGUUGAUCAUUUUCAUCGGUUUGUUAUGAAAAUGGAUGAUAGCGUAAAGCAGCUGUUCAGUGUAGCUGUUGACCAACAUAAAAGAUAUGCAGGACCUGUAAGAAAAGAAAUUCAAAGAAUGUCUGAUGCUUUCAAAGACCUAGGAAUAGCUUUCCAGAUGGAUUCAUCUCCAAGUUCAGAUCCUCUAACAGCAGCCAUAAAACAUACUGCAGGUGUUUAUGAAGAACUGGGGAAAAUGUAUGAAGAUCAGCCUAAAUAUGAUGUAGAACCAAUGGCAGAUGUCUUACAUGAAUACAAAGGGAUGUUAUCUGCUUGGCCUGAUGUAAUACAUAUUCAAAAGUCUGCAUUGAAUAAAGUGUCAGAACAUAAAAAGUUAUCUGAAGAAGGAAAACUGAGCUCAGACAAUGUAGCAGCUAUCAGCCAACGUACUGAUGUUAUAUCUUAUGCAGCAUUGGCUGAAAUGAAUCACUUUCAACGGGAAAGAGUAGCUUAUUUUAAAAGUAUGAUGGAAACGUAUCUUACUGCUCAAAUCGAUUUCUAUCAGCGAAUUACUCAAAAGCUUCAAGAAACGUUAGCAAUGUACCAGAAUUCGUAAUUUUAACUGUUGAAUUUGGUGAGGUGUAGUAAACAUCUCAGGAUGAAUUGAUUAGGUAUAAUUGUUGAAUUUUGCUGGACAAUCUAUCCUGUUUUGAAUUUAAUUGUUUUACAAAUUUACUUAAUAGCUUAUUCAAAGAUUUGCAGCUUGUGAAGUUAUUAAAAAACAUGAGCUUAUUUAUGUAUUUUGUAUAUGCUGCAAACUUGUUGUAUUCUCCUAAAUGAAUUUUUGAAAGUUUAUAAUAUUAUCAAGAAUUCUUUUAGGAGACAUUUAUUUAUAUAUUAUGUAUUAUGUUAGAGAUAUUUGUCUCCUUAUAUGUAAAUCUGCUUUUGGGAGACAACUAAGCUCUGCUUUAACAUAUUUUAGUGUAUUUUUAUAAAGUUCAGAUUGUAAUAUGUGUUGGUUAAAAUCAUGAAAAAUUGCAGGUAACAGCUAUAGCUUAAUUAUGUGUUUUUUGCUUUAAUAAAGUAAUUGUAAUUAAAUAAUUGUUUUUGUUUGCUAGAAACAAACAAUACAAAAUAAGUGUGCUAUAUGAGUAAAUUUUUGUAUAUUUGUAAAAUUUGGUUUUUUGUUAAGUUGUGACAGUGUAGGUAAAUGGCUUAAAAAUGCCGAAAUUGAAUCUGUAAACUUGUUUUGAAGAUUUGGUAUUUUCUAUUUCAGAUAUAUAUAUAUAUAUAUGUAUUUCUAGUGUAAUGUUUUUGAAGAAAAUCUCAUUUUUCUAACCUGUCAUGAUAAAAUUGUCAAAAUGUUUUCUCUUUGUGUUGAACUCUGAUGUAUUUUUGAAAAGAUGUUUUCAGAUAUUAAUUGAAAUCUUUUCUUUUAAAAGUUCUGCGAGGUAGAAGAUGUUCAUUUCAUUUUUAUUUAGGUUUAAAAAAAUUAUUGCUACUGUACUUAAUAUUUAGUCUUGAACUUUCAUGUAUGCUAUUUUUAUAAAUUAAAUAAUAUUAAUGUUAAAAAAUCCCUUUGCUUAUGUAUUUAUUCUCUCUUGUGUUAUGAUUUCAUGAUGGAAGUUGAGUGAAGUGGGCAUUCAUAAUAUUUAUCUAUCUUUUGUGAUGAGCAAAUGUUGAAGUGUUAUUAAUGUCAGUAUUAUGUUUGUUAAAUACUGCCUUUUGUAAUAACUUAUGUAAUGGAGAAUGUACAUAUAUUUUCUCCUCCAUAAAAUUUUGAACUUUAAGAUAUUUUUUAAUCUUCAAAUAAAGUAAUAUAAUUGCACUGUAAUAUCUGAGAUAUUUUUAAUAAAGGACUUUGAUGUAGAAGAUUAAGUGGUAUCACUUAGGUAUAAAAGUAGUUUUGAUUUUAAAAUACUAAAUGAAUAUGUCUUAUGUAAAUAUGUAAUAAUCCAUAUAGCGUUCAUUGUUUAAUAGUGAUUUAUUGUAAAGCCUUGUUAAUUCUAUUUAUUAUGAAAUGCUGUUGGUUUUAUUCAAAAUUUCUUAAGCUAUAUUUUAAGAAUUCAAAUGGCCUUGUCAUUUAGGGAGUUCUGAUAAAAAAUGCAGCAAAAGAUGGACAAUCGUAUGAGUAAUAGCAAACAAUGUAAAUACAGUACUAAAAAGAUAUAUUUUAUUGAUUUGUUUUAUAUAUAUAAUAUUAGCAUGUUUGAGAUUGUAUAUUCUGUAUUUUAAGAAGCAAUGAUAUUGACAUCAUUAGAAUUUUCAAGUAAUUUUAUAUUGAAAAGCAUUACAUUUUGAAAAUUAAUAGAAAAGACAAUGAAAAGCCUAUGAAAUGAAUUUUCUUUUGUUAUGUAUAACAUGCAUGUUUAUACUGUUGCAUUUUGUGGUGAAGUGGCACAUGUAAACUAUUUUUAAAAUUUGUGAGUAAAGGCCAAAAAUAUUUUAUUUAUAAGGUAAUUAUAAAAUUCAAGUAUUAGAAUUUACUGUAUGAAGUAUGGUUAUCUCUGUAUGUACAUCUGCAUAUUGUGUAAUUCAUAGUGUUGAAGCUUCUUUUAAACUAAUGCUAUAUGUUAUUAUUUGAAAGAAGGGACCAUCAUAUUUUUCUUUUACUUAUUUUGAUUUCAAUGGGUUAUGCUUUCUUUUUUUCAUUUAUCAUAUAUCAUAACUUAUGUUUUGCUUGUGAAAAUCUCAUUUUACUUAUGCAUUCUUAUUUGCUAGUCAGAGAAGAAAAAUUUAUUUAUGUAUUUGUGACUUAAAGCACAUACCAUUUUGAUUUUUGUAUGUUAGUGUUGUAGAUCCAUCAAUUUAUAAUUAUUACUUGCAGAAUGACUUCACUCUCAAAUAGUUACUAUUUUAUAUAUGUUUACUUGCACAUACAUUCUGAUUUUUGUAAAAAGUGCUUCCUUAUAUCAGAUAUAUUAGUCUUUUUAUAAAGAGCUAUAAAAAUAAAAUUUCUUCAAAGAGUUGUUUUAUUUAUUAUUUUCAUUUAAAUAUUAUUGAAAUGUAACAAAAUGAAUUUCAUUCAGUGUUAUCCUGAUGUAUAUGUUUUAAUGAAAAAUGUAUUUCUCUGAGCUAUAAUUUUGAUUUAUUCUGUUAUACAAUUUCUUUCUGUAAUAUGAAUACGAGUAAGAUGUUUUCAUGUAUAUAAGCUGCAAACUUACUAUUUUAUGUAAUGAAGUUGUCAUUUAGUAUCUUCUGUAUUCAAAAAUUGGCAUGAAUUGAUUACAACUUCAGUUAAUUUUAAUGAAAUUAUUAAGGAAAUCUUCCCAAUUUUAUUAUGUGACUGAUUUUAAUGAAUAUAAAAGUCACUUUUACAUAUUAUUUUGAUACAAGUGAAAGAAAACAAAUUUACAGCACAUGUACAUGUGUUGUAGUAUCUUAAACAAGACUAUAUGUCCUGGGUGUUUAAAAAAGGCUACAUAACUCAAUAUCUGUUAAAUAGUUGGUUAUAAACUUAAGAUCCCAGUUUAAGAAAUAAAUCAAAUAGCUUUC
Stegodyphus dumicola is the source of this 4169-nucleotide messenger RNA. It is a transcript of the gene SH3PX1, whose product is annotated as sorting nexin 33-like protein SH3PX1. Gene Ontology annotation, molecular function: protein binding; phosphatidylinositol binding. Gene Ontology annotation, cellular component: cytoplasmic vesicle; plasma membrane. NCBI's taxonomy places the organism in Eukaryota, Metazoa, Arthropoda, Arachnida, Araneae, Eresidae. Gene Ontology annotation, biological process: endosomal transport; protein transport; plasma membrane tubulation. The record is from RefSeq and is a predicted model, not a curated record.